Aspergillus calidoustus is the source of this 3903-nucleotide messenger RNA. The record is from the annotation of a GenBank genome assembly. NCBI's taxonomy places the organism in Eukaryota, Fungi, Ascomycota, Eurotiomycetes, Eurotiales, Aspergillaceae.
AUGGCUUGCGUGGACGACACGCUCACGGCCGCUGCUGCCAUCCUACAGAAUCUCGCCAGAGAAGCCCCUUCGUCUGGAUCUCCCUCCUUCGACUUCAACUUUUCCCCGCACUCCACAAAUGGUGCCGACACAAAGAUCCCCAAGUUGCCAGGCGAUCCUAGCUUAGCAAAGGUCGCGUUCGAAAAUGAGCUAGAGGCGUUGGUUCGUCGGAUUCAUCGAUUAGAAAUUCAAACUGUCCAGCAGCAGAAUCACACAGCAACACACGCUCAUAAACGAAGAAAACCCUCCAACGAUGCAGCCCCGGAAGUCGUCGAGGAAAGUGAUCUGGAAGAGAGCGACGAAGAUGAAGAUGGAUCCGCCAGUCGAUUAGUACGGGAGGAAGAUAUCAGUAUACUACGGAACCAUGUUCAGAAGCAAGCGGAAGAAAUAAGCUUCCAGAAGGAUAUCAUAUCUCAGGUUCGCGAGGAGCUACAGCAGCAGGAGGAACAAACUCGGCGGGCUCUCACCAAGGUGGAGAACGAGGAUGUGGUUCUCUUAGAGCGGGAACUGCGCAAACAUCAACAAGCGAACGAGGCUUUCCAGAAGGCUUUACGAGAGAUUGGUGGCAUCAUUACACAAGUCGCGAACGGAGACCUGUCAAUGAAGGUGCAAAUUCAUCCUUUGGAGAUGGACCCCGAAAUCGCGACGUUCAAACGAACAAUCAACACCAUGAUGGAUCAACUCCAAGUCUUCGGUAGCGAAGUGUCCCGCGUCGCUCGUGAGGUAGGAACGGAAGGUAUACUAGGUGGCCAGGCUCAAAUCACUGGUGUCCAUGGAAUCUGGAAGGAACUUACAGAAAACGUCAACAUCAUGGCUAAAAAUCUCACGGACCAAGUGCGUGAAAUCGCUGUGGUCACAACAGCCGUCGCCCACGGUGAUCUGAGCCAAAAAAUUGAGAGCCGAGCCCAGGGAGAAAUCCUCGAACUUCAACAGACGAUCAACACCAUGGUGGAUCAACUUCGGACAUUUGCUACAGAGGUCACGCGGGUAGCUCGUGAUGUCGGAACGGAGGGUGUUCUUGGUGGUCAGGCUCAAAUCGAAGGCGUACAAGGCAUGUGGAACGAAUUGACGGUCAAUGUGAACGCAAUGGCGAACAAUUUAACGACGCAAGUGCGCGAUAUUGCAACAGUUACCAAAGCGGUCGCCAAGGGUGAUCUUACCCAGAAAGUCCAGGCCAACUGCAAGGGUGAAAUUGCCGAGCUCAAGAACAUCAUCAAUUCCAUGGUUGACCAACUCCGUCAAUUCGCCCAGGAGGUGACGAAAAUUGCUAAAGAGGUCGGUACAGAUGGUGUACUCGGUGGUCAAGCUACUGUGAAUGAUGUGGAAGGCACAUGGAAGGAUCUGACCGAAAAUGUGAACCGGAUGGCGAACAAUCUGACCACCCAAGUCAGAGAAAUCGCAGACGUUACCACUGCUGUAGCCAAGGGUGAUUUGAGCAAAAAAGUUACGGCCAAUGUUCAAGGUGAAAUACUCGAUCUCAAGAGCACCAUUAACGGCAUGGUGGACCGGCUGAAUACGUUCGCGUUCGAAGUUAGCAAAGUCGCCAGGGAGGUCGGUACUGAUGGUACCCUUGGCGGCCAAGCCAAGGUGGACAAUGUGGAAGGAAAAUGGAAGGAUCUCACUGACAAUGUCAACACCAUGGCUCAGAAUUUGACCUCGCAAGUCCGAAGUAUAUCCGACGUUACGCAAGCUAUUGCAAAGGGUGACCUAAGCAAGAAGAUUGAAGUGCAUGCCCAAGGAGAGAUCUUGACUCUCAAGGUGACCAUCAACCACAUGGUGGACCGUUUGGCUAAAUUCGCAACCGAAUUGAAAAAAGUGGCGCGCGAUGUCGGUGUUGAUGGUAAGAUGGGUGGCCAAGCCAACGUGGAAGGAAUUGCUGGGACAUGGAAGGAAAUCACAGAGGACGUCAACACCAUGGCCGAAAACCUUACAUCGCAGGUGCGCGCUUUUGGCGAGAUCACAGAUGCUGCAACCGACGGCGACUUUACGAAACUCAUUACUGUCAAUGCCUCGGGUGAAAUGGACGAAUUGAAACGCAAGAUCAACAAGAUGGUGUCAAAUCUCCGGGACAGUAUUCAACGAAACACUGCUGCCAGGGAGGCAGCUGAAUUGGCCAACCGUACAAAGUCGGAGUUCCUGGCCAACAUGAGUCACGAAAUUCGAACCCCGAUGAAUGGUAUUAUCGGCAUGACGCAACUAACCCUGGACACGGACGACCUCAAGCCUUAUACUAGAGAAAUGUUGAACGUCGUGCAUAACUUGGCAAACAGCUUAUUAACGAUUAUUGACGACAUUCUCGACAUCUCGAAGAUCGAAGCAAACCGUAUGGUGAUUGAAAGCAUUCCAUUCACUGUUCGCGGCACGGUCUUCAACGCCCUCAAGACGUUAGCCGUUAAGGCCAAUGAAAAGUUCCUGAGUUUGACAUACCAAGUCGACAACACCGUUCCCGACUACGUCAUUGGUGAUCCGUUCCGUCUUCGACAGAUCAUCUUGAACUUGGUUGGCAAUGCCAUCAAAUUUACCGAACAUGGCGAGGUCAAGCUUACAAUCUGCAAAUCAGACCGUGAGCAAUGUGCGGCGGAUGAGUACGCAUUUGAGUUUUCCGUUUCUGAUACAGGAAUUGGCAUCGAGGAGGACAAACUGGAUCUGAUCUUCGAUACGUUCCAGCAGGCGGAUGGAUCAACCACGCGAAGGUUUGGUGGUACUGGCCUUGGACUCUCCAUUUCGAAACGCCUGGUUAACCUCAUGGGCGGUGACGUCUGGGUCACUUCGGAAUAUGGCCACGGCAGCACAUUCCAUUUCACCUGCGUCGUCAAAUUGGCAGAUCAGUCACUGAACGUCAUCGCGUCUCAACUUUUGCCAUACAAGAAUCACCGCGUUCUCUUCAUCGACAAAGGAGAGAAUGCCAACGAGGCAGAAAAUGUUCUGAAGAUGCUGAAGAAGCUCGAUUUGGAACCCUUGGUCGUCCGUAAUGAAGAUCAUGUCCCGCCACCAGAGAUCCAAGACCCCUCUGGCAAGGAGUCAGGUCAUGCAUAUGAUGUGAUUAUUGUGGAUUCUGUAAACACUGCUCGAAUGCUGCGGACGUACGAUGACUUCAAAUACGUUCCUAUCGUACUAGUCUGCCCCCUUGUCUGUGUCAGCCUCAAGUCAGCCCUGGAUCUUGGAAUCAGCUCCUACAUGACGACACCAUGCCAGCCGAUUGAUCUAGGCAAUGGUAUGCUGCCAGCACUUGAAGGGCGAUCCACGCCAAUCACUACGGACCACUCACGCUCCUUUGACAUUCUACUUGCCGAGGACAACGACGUCAAUCAGAAGCUUGCUGUCAAGAUACUCGAGAAGCACAACCAUAAUGUCUCUGUUGUCAGCAACGGUCAGGAAGCUGUUGACGCUGUCAAACAACGCCGGUACGAUGUCAUUCUUAUGGACGUCCAAAUGCCAGUCAUGGGUGGUUUCGAGGCCACGGGUAAGAUUCGCGAGUACGAAAAGGAUAGCGGCCUGAGCAGAACACCAAUCAUCGCCCUUACAGCGCACGCCAUGUUGGGUGAUCGCGAGAAGUGUAUACAGGCUCAGAUGGACGAAUACUUGUCCAAGCCACUGAAGCAAAACCAGAUGAUGCAGACCAUUCUCAAAUGUGCUACCCUCGGCGGUUCGCUUUUGGAGAAGAGCAAAGAGUCUCGCAUUUCAAGCAGUGGAGAGAUGCAUCAUGUCCACACAGGGCCAGAAGGCAAAUCACAACGCCCUGGUAUGGAAACCCGAUCAAUCACCUCGACUAGCGCUACGAAUCACAGUCUGGCAAGCCCGAAUACUGAGAGCAGCGACCAACUCUCCCUGGAUAGGGCUUUGCUGCGAUCUAAUAGCUCGUGA